ACGACGAAAGUCUCGAUCCCGUCCCAAACGAGGAAGAGGCUGCUGAAUACGAGCAGCAACUCCACGAGGAGAAUGAGCAAGAAGAGGAGCUUCUCCGAAGAUUUUCAAGGGAGCAAGAUAUUUCCACAUGGUCGUUCGGCAUCGCCCUGCCCCUCCCCCCUGGGUUCAUUGUGAGACGCCUGGUUGAUGAUGCGGCAAGAAGGACGACGAAAAAAGCAAAAUGGCAACCGCCUCCAAUGAUGGAGCGACCAACGCUCCUCCUAAUUCAGUAACAACUGAAACCUCCCAGCUUACUGUCGGUGAUGAUGAUGAUGUCUGUACGCGGAGAAGGAAUCUAGUUGGAUUCUGGCUUCUAGGUCUGUGUAAUAACUUCUCAUAUGUGGUGAUGUUGAGUGCUGCACAUGACAUAUUAAAGCCUACAUUAGAACCCAAAGUGAAUUCUUCAGCAUUACAUUUUGAGAUGGAUUCCAAAAGCAAUGAGACAGAUGGGCUUGGGUGUAAUCCAUUAUCAACAGGGACAAUCCUGCUUGCUGAUAUUCUUCCAACGCUCCUUAUAAAGGUUACAGCACCAUUUUACAUGCACAAACUGAGCUACAACUUUCGUAGCAUUCUGUGUGUUCUACUAGCUUUUGCCAGCUUCUUCAUGGUGGCAUACUCACAUGCUCUUGGGCUAAGUUUACUUGGUGUGGCAUGUGCCAGUGCAAGUUCUGGCUUUGGAGAAAUCACUCUACUUAGCUUUUCUGCACAUUUUGAUAAGGAUGUUGUCUCUACCUGGUCAUCAGGGACAGGGGCAGCUGGUGUGUUUGGGGCCCUAUCAUAUGCUGGCCUUAUAUCAGCUGGUGUUUCGCCCAGGAAUACAAUACUUAUCAUGAAUGUUGUGCCAGUCUUGUUCAUCAUCAGCUUCUGGUAUAUCUUGGUUCAUCCUGAAUAUCUCCAAGGCUCCUACCUCAUCAACUAUGCUACUGUGCACUACAAAACAGAAGAGCAUGAGCAGCUGUUCAAAAGUGAUUCUGGAGUUCAAGGUACCAACAAAAGUGAGAUCUCAAAAAUGACCUUCAGCCAGAAGUUAGUAGUCACUAAGGGUCUUCUCAAGUAUAUGAUACCUCUAUUUCUGGUUUACUUUGCUGAGUAUUUCAUAAACCAAGGCUUGCAUGAGUUGAUAUUCUGGAAAGACAUCUGGAUUACACCUUCAGAGCAGUAUAGAUGGUAUCAGGUUGACUAUCAGCUUGGGGUGUUGAUCUCAAGAUCAUCUGUCAAUAUACUUCCUAUCAAGAAUAUAUGUCUAUUGACUGGACUACAGUGGGUGAAUCUGGCAGUGCUGGCGUUCGAAUCCAUCUAUCACUUCCUGCCUUCUGUGUGGAUCAUGUUUGCAAUUGUGUUCUUUGAGGGACUGCUUGGUGGAGCAGUGUAUGUAAAUGCAUUCUACAGAGUUUCCAAAGAGGUACCACCCUCGGAGCGUGAAUUCUGUAUGGGAAUUACAAGCGUGGCUGAUAGUACGGGGAUCGCUCUUGCUGGUGCAACAGCAUUACCAGCUCACAAUGCAUUAUGCAAAUAUUGGCUCCAUAGGGUCUUCCGCUGAGAAAUCAUGUUUUUCAAGUUAAACAUUGUUAGCAAGCAUUUCUUCUUGCAGAUACUUGCAGAUAUGCUGGGUAGACAUAAAGAUUAUAAUAUGGGAAUUGUAAAUAUUUUGAAUACUGAAAGAAUAAAUAAUAUUUGACUGUUA
This is a messenger RNA of Nematostella vectensis (starlet sea anemone), 1723 nucleotides long. RefSeq names its product battenin. Gene Ontology annotation, cellular component: membrane; vacuole. The transcript is spliced from 17 exons. NCBI's taxonomy places the organism in Eukaryota, Metazoa, Cnidaria, Anthozoa, Actiniaria, Edwardsiidae. Gene Ontology annotation, biological process: regulation of intracellular pH. The coding region runs from base 221 to 1579 and encodes 452 amino acids. The record is from RefSeq and is a predicted model, not a curated record.